AUGCCCAAAGGAGAUCGCCAAACAGAUGGCAUCUUCAGCAGAGGAAAGCAAUAUACUUAUCUUGCAGCAGAAGAGGCUGCAGGUAUUGGAAUCCUUGUUGUGGUUCUUGCAGUUUUACUGAUCAUUGGCUGCUGGUAUUACAAAAGGCGAUGUGGCUAUAAAAACCUCCAGAGUAAAAGCUCACAUGCUGGCACUAUGAGAAGGGUGGCAGGUGAAGAUGCCCCACUGGAUUGCAAAGCACUUUUACAGGAGUACAGCAACUUUAAUUCUGUGGUACCUGAUGCUCCACCAACAUAUGACAAAAUCUCUGCAGACCCAUUGCCACCACCUUAUUCACCAUGA
This is a messenger RNA of Emys orbicularis (European pond turtle), 342 nucleotides long. RefSeq names its product melan-A (gene MLANA). The transcript is spliced from 4 exons. Lineage: Eukaryota; Metazoa; Chordata; Testudines; Emydidae. Bases 1 to 342 code for a protein of 113 amino acids. The record is from RefSeq and is a predicted model, not a curated record. Gene Ontology annotation, cellular component: trans-Golgi network; melanosome; endoplasmic reticulum membrane.